AUGGAGGAACGGAGCCGUUACGUGAAGCUGACUAAAGAUCAGACACCUCAUGAAGAUAUCAAUCCUGGUGAACUUAAUCAGCCAAUUGAGGUUCCUCAGUUGGCGGUUCCGAAGUGCAUGGAAUGUGGACAGGCACUACCAGAAAGCUAUGCACCUCCUGCUGAUGAGCCUUGGAUGACUGGGAUCUGUGGAUGUGCUGAAGAUAGAGAUAGUUGUUUGACAGGACUGUUUUGUCCUUGUGUUUUAUUUGGCCGCAAUGUAGAAAGCUUGUACGAAGACGCUACUUGGAAUGCACCAUGCAUUUGUCAUGCCAUUUUUAUUGAGGGUGGAAUCGCUCUGGCAACAGCUACUGCAAUCCUUAAUGGUAUAAUUGACCCAGGGACAUCAUUUCUCAUUGUGGAGGGUUUGUUUUUUACUUGGUGGAUGUGUGGCAUAUACACCGGUCAGGUUCGGCAAACCUUGCAGAAGAAUUAUCACUUAGAGAAUUCUCCUGCUGAUCCUUGUUGUGUCCACUGCUUCCUGCACUGGUGUGCCUUGUGUCAAGAGCACAGGGAAAUGAAGGGGCGUCUCUCAGACAGUAAUUCCUCAGAAACGACUCUCGUAAACGCGCCUCCCAUUCAAGAAAUGAAGUCUAUUGGUGAAAAGGAAAGUCCUGAAUCCUCAUCCUCUUCCACUGCUAACAACAGUGGGCAUACUAGUUUAGAACUGCAGGCUCUAUAA
Lathyrus sativus (Indian pea) is the source of this 720-nucleotide messenger RNA. Lineage: Eukaryota; Viridiplantae; Streptophyta; Magnoliopsida; Fabales; Fabaceae. The record is from the annotation of a GenBank genome assembly.